Boeremia exigua is the source of this 2796-nucleotide messenger RNA. RefSeq names its product beta-lactamase-like protein. Gene Ontology annotation, molecular function: RNA binding. The coding region runs from base 1 to 2796 and encodes 931 amino acids. The transcript is spliced from 2 exons. NCBI's taxonomy places the organism in Eukaryota, Fungi, Ascomycota, Dothideomycetes, Pleosporales, Didymellaceae. The record is from RefSeq and is a predicted model, not a curated record. Gene Ontology annotation, biological process: mRNA 3'-end processing by stem-loop binding and cleavage. Gene Ontology annotation, cellular component: mRNA cleavage and polyadenylation specificity factor complex.
AUGUUCAACUUCACACCUUUGCUCGGUGCGCAAUCUGCUUCGCCGGCAUCUCAGUCACUGCUCGAGUUCGAUGGGGGUGUGAAAGUGCUUAUUGACGUGGGCUGGGACGAGAGCUUUGAUGUCGAAAAACUCAAAGAAAUAGAAAGACAUGUCCCUACGCUCUCCUUCAUCCUGCUCACACACGCAACCACUGCGCAUAUCGGUGCAUAUGUGCAUUGCUGCAAGAACAUCCCAACCUUCACGCGCAUACCCGUCUACGCAACAAUACCCGUCAUAUCUCUUGGGCGAACCCUUCUCCAAGAUCUCUACGGCUCCACACCACUCGCGGCUUCCAUAAUAUCGACCGAGUCCCUCAGCGAAUCGGCCUACGCAUAUCCAUCUGCGCUUCCUGAUGGAAGUAACCCGAAUAUCCUGCUUCAAGCACCUACACACGAUGAAAUUGCCAGUUAUUUUGGUCUGAUAAACGCCCUUAAAUACUCACAGCCACGUCAACCACUGGCAUCACCAAGCUCGCCGCCUCUCAAUGGCCUCACAAUCACCGCCUAUAGCGCUGGACAUACACUGGGAGGCACAAUUUGGCACAUACAGCAUGGCAUGGAAUCAGUCGUCUAUGCAGUGGACUGGAACCAGGCAAGGGAACAUGUGCUCUCGGGAGCGGCCUGGCUAGGUGGACCUGGAACGGGUGGUUCUGAAGUGCUGGAGCAGCUGCGCCGCCCUACUGCCCUUAUUUGCAGUAGCAAAGGAUCAGGCAAGCACACGAACAUCAAGGGCAAUCAACGCGAUGAGACCCUCUUGUCUAUGAUCAGAGAUACAGUUGCGAAAGGGGGAUCUGUCUUGAUUCCUUCCGACUCUAGCGCUCGCAUCCUGGAGUUGUCGUAUCUCCUGGAAGAGACGUGGCAGAACGAAGCUACCAGAGCGGACAGUAACAGCCCGCUAAAGGACGCCAAACUAUAUCUAGCAAGCAGAACAGGUGGUGCGACGAUGAGGUACGUACGAAGCAUGGUCGAGUGGAUGGACGAAGGUAUCGUGAAGGAGUUUGGAGCAGGCGGCGCAGCAGACGGCCAGGAACAGGGCAAGAAUCGGACUGGUGGAAAAGAGGACAGAGGCGCGAGGCCACCAUUCGACUUCAGACAUAUCACCUUGUUGGAGCGCAAAACGCGAGUAGCACGCAUGCUCGGUGAAGAUGAACCGCGCGUGAUACUGGCGAGCGACACAUCCCUGGAAUGGGGUUUCUCCAAGGAUGCCAUCAAGAGCUUAGCAUCAGACCCGAAGAACUUGAUUGUUCUCACUGAACGUGUCGGCGACCUCGAUGUGAAAGAGAAGGGCCUUGGUCGAUACUUAUGGGAAGUUUGGAACGAGCAAAAUGCAUCUACAGAACAGGGCUCUUCAACAACAGUGGUUGAUGCUCCAGGUCAAAUGUCUGUGCGAGCCGCUCGAACAGUGGCGCUUGAAGGUGAUGAAGUACCUCUCUAUCAACAACAUCUGGCAAGGCAAAGACAACUCCAUAACACCAUGGGUGGCGAUGCUACCACCAACAUGGAGACUGCUGACGUGGUGGACGAUCGAUCAUCAACAACAUCAGAGAGUUCAGAAGAUUCAGAGGAUAUGGUUCACCCACAUCAAGGAAAGGCUCUCAACACAACGGCUACCCUUCGUCAUGCCCGUAACAAGGUCGAUCAGACCGACGCUGAGAUGGGUGUUAACAUUCUCACUCGUCGCAAGAACGUACACGACUUCGAGGUUCAGGGCAAGAAGGGCACAGAUAAGAUGUUUCCCAUCAUUACCAAGCGAAGGCGCGCCGAUGAUUUUGGAGACUUGAUCCGCCCUGAAGAGUUUGCACGUGCUGAAGAAGAAGACAAUGUCCCCGGCGAGCCUUCUCGGGCGGAUGCAGUGAAGAAGGAGAACGCGGUUGGUCAAAAGAGGAAGUGGGAUGGCGCUGCAGACGCACCUGCCGAGCCAGAUAGCGAACCCGAAGAUGACCCAGAUAAGGUCGACGGGCCUGCAAAGAUCAUCAUGGAGUCGGAAGUGCUCGAUAUAAGGUGCCGCAUAACCUACAUCGACUUCUCCGGCUUGCACGACCGCCGCACGAUCCAGACUCUCAUUCCUUUGAUCAAGCCCCGCAACCUCAUUUUCGUCGCUGGUGAGGAAACAGAAACCAAAGAUCUCGCAGACGAGCUACGGAAAACCCUAGCUUCCAUCGAAGCAGGCAGCAGCAUCGAUGUGUUUACGCCCGCGGUCGGUGUCAUGAUUGACGCCAGCGUCGACACCAAUGCAUGGUCUGUCAAGCUAUCGCGCAGCAUGAUCCAGAACCUGCGAUGGCAAAAGGUCCACGGCCUAGGCGUUGUCGCCAUCACUGGACGCCUGCAAGCCGCAAGCCUCGAGCCUCCACCAAAAGAGGAGGAAGACGAGGCCCCUGCAAAGAAGAGGGCAAGACUCGAGGCCACGCCUGCUAUCCCUGUGAGCCAGGAAGGAAACGACGACACACCGGUUCUGGACGUGAUACCAACCAACAUGGCAACGGCCGUGCGCUCUGUCGCUCAGCCUUUCCAUGUCGGUGAUCUGAGGCUUGCGGAUCUGAGGAAGCUUAUGAAGGCUUCUGGCAUGGAAGCAGAGUUCAGAGGCGAGGGUGUGUUGGUCAUCAACGGCACAGUCGCCGUGAGGAAGACGGCAGCAGGCACCAUCGAAGUCGAUGGCGGCGCAUACAGCCUCGCAAACCCAAGGAGCAACGACGCGGCUACGUUCUUCAAGGUCAAGAGGAAGAUCUACGAAGGCUUGGCUGUCGUCGCUGGAGGCUAG